CAGGAAGCGGAUUGAUGGGGAACUCGUCUGCCUCCUUCAUGGGCACUUUUCUGGCCAGCAGCCUGGGCUCACCCCCCUCGCACCCCCCUCACCCCUCCCGGGGGCCCCCCUCCUCCCCCUCAGAGCCCCCCUUCCACGGGGGGCCACACUCCGGGGCCUCGCAGAUCUGGUUCUCCCACUCUCACGAAGCCCCGGGGUAUCCCCGCUUUUCAGGCAGUCUGGCCUCCACCUUCCUUCCCAUGAGCCACUUGGAUCACCACAGCAACAGCAGCGUCCUGUACGGGCAGCACCAUUUCUAUGACACACAGAAAGAUAACUUCUACCUGAGAAGCCUCCCCUCCCAGCCAACGCUGCUCUCAGCCAAUCACGGAUUCCCGGCUAUCUCGCGGGCAGCGCCUGGGCACCCUCUGGGUUCCUGUAGCCGCGAGCGGGACUCGGGUGGGGGAGGGGGCGGCCUGCACAAGAGCCUGAAGGAAGGGGGCGAGAGGGGGGUGGCGCUGGGCUCGAAAGAGAAAGAGAGGGCCAGUAAACAAGAGGCUAAAGAAAGGCUGCAUCAACAACAGCAGCAACAGCAUCACCAACAUCAUCAUCACCAACAGCAGCAGCAGCAGCAAGCCUCGCUGGAAGAGGAAAGCAACAGAGCACUGGAGCGACACAAAGUGAACCUGCCUCCUGAGAGCGGCCACUGCAAAGCGGACUCGCUGGGCAGGGGGAAGCACCUCAGUGCCUGCCUGGUGAAAGCCAAGAUGCUGAAUGGAGAAUCUGGUGGCAACACCAACACUAAGAGUGCCGUGUUAAGCUGUGGGGGUGGGGGUGCCCAGACCAGGCACGUUGGAGGAGGCAGCAAUAGCCGCUGUGCCAAGAAUGGCAAUAGUACCGGAAACAGUAACAGCAGUAGCGGUGAGAUGCGGUUAAGUGGGCACCCCCAGGACUGCUUGGAGAGCCGGCAGAUGCUCCACCACUCCUACUCUGUCCCCCCUCCCCUGUCCAUGAGCUCCGCAGCGGGGGCAGGAGGGGCAGGUGGAUUCCCCUGUCUCCAGCUACACACCGCUCACCCUCACCGUCACCACCACCACCACCCGCACCACCCUGACUUCUACUGUCCGCCGCUUCCGCCCCCUCUUACCACCCCCUCCUCCCAGGACAAAGGGGGCACUGCUGGGCGUGAGCUGAAAGUCACUGGGCCCACCUUUGUGCCUUCCGUCGGACACUUUGGGGACAAGAACAGCGGGCCUUUCCAGUUGGGCAACCCUGAUUGUCGGGUUGGGGGCAGUGCCAAGGAUAGGACACUGGAGAAAAACAAUGGACAUAAUAACGGGGCGCCUCCGAGCAGCUGCCAGAGAAAGCAACAGCAGCAGCCCUACGUGAAGGCAGAUAAGGCUCCCGAUUGGCUUCAAAGUCACCAUCACCACUUACAGCAACAACAACAGAAUCAAAGUGCGCGAUCCCGUAGUCUCGAGUGCAUCAACAGUGCUGACAUGGACCUGUUCAGACCCUCCCUCCCUCAGGGGGCGAAGGGAGGCCACUCGGGGAAAACCGGCCCUUACAUCAGCACCCCUCCCUUCCAGGACUGUUCCCACUCAGGUCCUGCCCCUACUCCUCAAUCAUCCGAAGGGCUGACCUCGUCCAGUAAAGGAGGUCAACAUCAGGGCCGUGCUAACGGGAGCGGUUGCACGUUAGAGCGGGGUGGGCAGAAGGUGGCUCGCAUCAGACACCAGCAGCACAGGCCUGGUCCGGAAGCAGGGAGCGACCUAGGCAACAGCGGGCAGGAGAUGAAGAGGAAGCUGGAGCUGGCAUCCCUCGGGUAUGGAAACAGCGGGCAGCAACUCUUGCCCCACUGGGCAGUGAGGGGGCAGCAGAUCCAGGUUGAGGAAGAGCAGAGGAAGAACUACCUGGAUCCUUUCAGCAGCGGCAGUAGACAGCAGAGUCAACAAAAUCAAAAUCAGCAGCAGGAACAAGGGAUGCCCCCCCAUAGCUCCAGCCAGCAGGAGACACGAGCCUCUCAAGGGGAGAGCUCAGCUAUGAAGAGCCUUCUAAAGUACAGCAGCCAGCAGCAGCCCCUCUUGCUUGCCCAGAAGAGCCCGUUUGGAGGCCUGGGCAGCCUCAAGACCCCCAGCAACAGCAGCAGCACCAGCUGUGCCCUGCAGGAUGCCAAGCAGCCUCUGCCCCCGAGGAAGGGCCCUCCCCACGAUUCGGAGCGGCAGGACUGCAGUGGGGGCCGGGGCAGAGAGGUGGGUGACGGACCCCACGGCGAGGGAGAGGUGAGACAGCCCCCCGUGGGCAUUGCAGUGGCUGUUGCCAGGCAGAGAGAGCCACAGAGCCACCCACCUGACGGGCAUCCCGGGCACAGCCGGCAGGGCAGGGUGCUGCCUGCCAUGAAAGGAGUCCCGCGCUCAGUGUUCCCUCUGGAUGCUGAGGGAGAGGAGGAGAGAAAGAGGCUCUGUGAGGAUCAGCUGGGACUAUCCUGCCUGGAUCGGGACAGAGAACUCUUCAUCAGGGAGAGCAAGGAGCGGGUAGAAUUUGCCCGAAUCCAUCCUUCCAGCAGUUGCCAUGGCGACCUUACCCCCCACCUCAUGGUGCCAGGCGGAACUUCUCUGCAGGCCAGCCAAUUAGGAGCUGACCCUGCGGCACACGCCCACCCAGCCCAUCACCACUGGAUGCCACGGACAGGAAGUCCCUCCUUGUGGAUGACCGGUCAUUCCUACGGGCUCAGCCACGCGGCUCUCCACCAGAAUCUACCCCCUGGCUUCUCGGCGGCGAUGCCCAGCCCCCUGCAGCCUGUGCUGCCUCUGCCUCAGGACCCCCCUGCCCAGCUGGUCGUGCUACCCAGCGAGCCGCCUGCACACCCUGCCACGCACCACCUCGACGUGAUGGAACAGCCCUCUCUGUGGCCCCCGAUGUACGGCGCGCGGGGCCCCGGCUCGCACAUGCAGCACCCCGCACAGCUGCCCAGCAUGUACUCACGAUCCCAGUUUCUACGGCAACAGGAGCUGUACGCGCUACAGCAGCACCAGCAACAUCAGCACCACCAACACCAACAGCAGCAGCAGCAGCAGCAGAGAGCAGCUCAAGCCCUGGAGAUGCAGCAAAGACACUCCCACUUACAGAGGAAGCCAGAGAACCCCCCGAUGGAGCUGGAGGAUCUCCUCACACAGAGGACCCUGAAGAGCACCAAGCCGUUCUCCUACACCCCCGCCAAGAGCGUGCCGCCCCCAACGGGCUGUGCAGCCAGGCUGUCCCCCUGCUCCCGCUCUCCCUCCCUGCGGCCCCACCCCAAGAGCACGCCCUGCACUCCCUGCCCUGCGCCCAGCCCGGCCACUGCCCCCUGCUCCCCUGCCCUCAGCCCUGCCCCCUCGCACACCAACAAGGGGGCGGAGCAACAGGACAAGAGAGGGGAGGGGCAGCCACCUCAGGACUACCCACAAUCCCUAGAGCCAGACCUGCCACCUGGAUACACCUACUCGGCCGUCACUAUGGGUUACAGCAGCGGCCCCUCUCCUCAGGACAUACGAUUGGCCGAACCGGCCGACAUGCAAGCCGUGCAGACAGAGCCAGCCGAGCCUGCUCCAAGGCCACUCCCCUUGGGGGAGGAGCCUACGUGUGAGGAGGGCAAUGCCUCCUUGAGGACGUUGGUGCAGGAGGAGGAGUCGGGCCCUGGGACAGUAGAACCCGGAGGCGGGGUGGUAGGGGGAGCGGUUGAGGGCUGCUGUGCCUCCCCAGAGCUGGAGUCCAGUGGACUGUUCCCCCGCCCCGGAAUAGAGGGGGGGAUCUCUGAACUCCAUGCCCCUUCAGCAACUCCCCCCGCUUCCCCUUCUGUGGGGCAAACUGAGGUGGAAGGCUCCUCUUCAGAAUGCGUGCAAGUGAUGGAAUCUGUGGAGGUAAGAAGGGAUGAAGAGGAGAAGGACGAGGAGGGAAGGGAUGGGCCGUUGGAAGGAGAAGGCGGCAAGGUUUACCAGGACCUCAUACCUGCCGGGGCUACCCCAUCCUCCCCUGAGGCGGUAGCUGACACCACAGCCUUAGAGUUGGGGAGGAAUACCCCCAUCGAAGCCCCUAACGAAGCCCCCAGGGAUACCUGGGACAGCCCAUCACCACAGGGUGACUCUCUUACCCACAAUACCUCAGGAGACUGGACGGACCUGACCAUGGUGGCAGGCUGGUUACCGGGCUCCAACACCGGCCUGGACCUGUUGAUCGCAGCCAGCCUCAGUGCAGAGGGACAUAUUCCUCCUACACCCCUCAUCGCCAACCAACCACAGACCUCAGGCUUUCACCCCUGCUCAGGGAGCCAUGGGAUAGCGCUACUGAGUGAGCUGGUGGACCUGGAGCUUCAGCAGCAGAGGAGCAGGGCAGGAGAGAGUGAAGGUGAGGAACUGGGUUUCGUUUUGACAACGAGAUGUAAAGCUAUGCUUUGAUGAUCCCAUAAAAUGAAUUUGUAUUGUGCACCCAGAGAUCCAGUGUUGACGCCAAGAGCAGUAACAUGCUCUUUGAUAUCAGAACCAUAUCCAGUAGUCCAAAAACCUGACUCUACCAAAGCGUGAUAUUUAUAGAACAAGAGUGGCGAAUGAAUAGCCUUGAUUUUUGUUUUUCUUUUGCAUGAAAGAGCAAAAGCCCCCCUUAUAAAGUUUUUUCGCCGACACAGCACGCUGCCUUUGUGCAUGGCAGAGAUAACAGCAGAGCCCCCCUCCCCGCUCCCUGUGGGACUGCCAGCUGAACGCAGAGGCCUGUGCUUCUCCUGUCACACAAUGUCGGACCCUGCCAGGGGACUGGCCCUGUGUAAGCAAGGUCUUCCUCUCUCUGUCUCUCG
This is a messenger RNA of Polyodon spathula (Mississippi paddlefish), 4804 nucleotides long. Its product is annotated as BAH and coiled-coil domain-containing protein 1-like. The record is from RefSeq and is a predicted model, not a curated record. The transcript has 9 exons. Lineage: Eukaryota; Metazoa; Chordata; Actinopteri; Acipenseriformes; Polyodontidae. Bases 15 to 4412 code for a protein of 1465 amino acids.